Messenger RNA from Gigantopelta aegis, 1017 nucleotides. RefSeq names its product calcium/calmodulin-dependent protein kinase type 1D-like. Gene Ontology annotation, molecular function: ATP binding; calcium/calmodulin-dependent protein kinase activity; calmodulin binding. Gene Ontology annotation, biological process: protein phosphorylation. Lineage: Eukaryota; Metazoa; Mollusca; Gastropoda; Neomphalida; Peltospiridae. The record is from RefSeq and is a predicted model, not a curated record.
AUGCCUUUAUUCAGCAAGAAGCAUGAUGCGAGAGUAACUGCUAAAUAUAAUCUUAAGGAAGUCUUGGGAAAGGGAGCUUUCUCUGAGGUAGUAAAAGCAGAAGAGAAAGCUACCGGAACAGAGGUGGCCAUUAAAAUUAUUGAUAAGAAAUCAUUGAAGGGAAAAGAAGAAGCGUUACAGAAUGAAAUUGCUGUUUUGCAGAAAGUUAAUCAUCCUAAUGUUGUUCGUUUAUUUGAACUGUAUGAUGACAAAAAUCGUCUCUCUGUAAUGGAACUUGUCACUGGUGGAGAAUUGUUUGAUCGUAUUAUAUCAAAAGGCAGUUACACAGAGAAGGAUGCUAGUAGUCUCAUUAGACAAGUACUAGAAGCUUUAGAAUAUCUGCAUAGUUUGGGUAUUGUACAUAGAGACUUGAAGCCUGAAAACCUUCUUUAUUUCAGUCCAUCUGAUGACUCUAAGAUAAUGGUCAGUGAUUUUGGACUUAGUAAAAUGCAAGAUGAUGAACAAAUGGAUCAAUUGGGGACAGCUUGUGGUACUCCAGGCUAUGUUGCUCCUGAGGUAUUACGAAGAAAACCUUAUGGUAAAGCUGUAGAUGUUUGGUCUGUAGGUGUAAUAUCAUAUAUACUAUUAUGUGGGUAUCCUCCAUUUUACUCUGAAAAUGACUCAGAACUCUUCAAACAAAUAAUGAAAGGAGAAUAUGAAUUUGACUCACCAUAUUGGGAUAACAUUUCUGAUUCAGCCAAAGAUUUCAUAAGUCACUUAAUGGAACUAGAUCCAAAGAAACGAUAUGACUGUGAACAAGCAUUAACGCACCCAUGGAUUGCAGCUGAUAAAGCUCGUGAUGUCAAUAUUCAUGAGUCUGUUAGUGCUCAGAUGAGAAAGAGUGCAGCCAAGUUGAAAUGGAAGAAAGCAAUGUUGGUGGCAGCUGCCAUUAAAAUGAUGCAGAUUAGUUCACAAGAACACAAACACCAAGAAACGCAAGAGCAAGAACAACAGGACUCUGCCUCAGCUGCUCCCUAA